UAGAAUGACGCACAAUAGAAAUACCUUCUCGGUGAAAUUUUGUUCGAGAACUACGCACGCAGUUUUUUGUGCUCCACAAAAUUUCGGAUUUUUUUUCGCUUAAUAUUGCAUAUUCUCUAAAAACGACGAGACAUACGUCUCUGUUCCUAGUAGGAGAAUAUAUCGCGGUGAGAGUUGAUUCGAAAUUAGAAGAAGAUCAGCUUGGAUUCGGCUAAAUCGUUAUUGAAUAUCGGAGUAAGAAAGAUGGCAGCUGUAGGUACGAGGAAAGCCCAGUCUGCGGGCGGACCGGACGGUUCGGCAGAGGUGGAACCGGGCAGAGCCGCGGCGGGCAGCGAACCCAGGCUGGGACUCAAGAACUUGGUGAAGAGGCUUCCCAUUGUUCGAAGCUUUGAUGUGCUCAGUGGAGGGGAUAGGAAGGAUGGGAAGGACAAGAAGAAGGAUGUGGCAGAUGGAGGGAUGAAAACUGGAGCAGUUCAGGUGGAGUCGAGUGAGGAGCCCGGAGUGAAGGCACUGUCGGCUGAUGUGGGGGAGUUCCACGACACUCAUGCUUUCCGGAGUGUGGCCAGUGCUGACAACAACCUGCCAACCACAGAGGGAGGUAGACUCUCACCCCCCACAGUCCCAGAACCUCCUACUGUGUCAUCCAAGGAGACACUUGAGGGACUGAGGCAACAGAUUGAGCAGUUGAGGACGUUGUGUCAAACUGUCAACUCCCAGACGGCAGGCUUCCAAAGGAUUAACGCAGAGAUUGAGGAAGUUAAUGGUAUCCUAAGGAAGAAUUUCAAAAAAGCGGAGAAAGUUCACAAGAGGACAAAGCAGGUGAUGUCAAAAGUUAAGAACCAGGGCUAUAUGGAUCUCCUUGAAGCUGCAUCUCAGCCCCAGAUAUCACCCCGCAGGGGGAGGGCAAGCGCAGAUGCGAGAGUAUCAUCCACAGAGGCGUGCGCCUCCGAGGUCAGUCUGGUCGUGGAGCUUCGACGUGCCGUGUCCAGCCUCUACGACAUCCAGAGCGCUGACGGGAUCUCAGACAUGUCUGAAAACACAGACCGAAGCUCGCUUGCUACAGCCCUGAACUCCAUGUCUGUUGAUGCAGACACAGUUUUCACCUUGAAGGACGAUCUGCAAUACGUGUGGUCUGACUGGGCCCUGCAGAAGUCGAAAUCUGUACCAUGCAGGAAUGACGACCUGCAAUACGUUUGGUUUGAAGAAGCCCCGCAGAAUGACAGCGACACGACAAGCCUGGACUCUUUUGUCACAGCAUUGUCUGAGCUGGCCGAUUUGGAUGACCAGCCCGAGGAGUCCACUGUCCAGGAGAAGAAAAAGAAGAACAAGCUGCAGAGGCUCAGGAAGUGGAUCCAGCGCAAGGGUCGCAAGAUCUUCAACAAGAUCCGUGGGCGCUAA
Branchiostoma floridae (Florida lancelet) is the source of this 1398-nucleotide messenger RNA. RefSeq lists its product as uncharacterized. The transcript is spliced from 8 exons. The record is from RefSeq and is a predicted model, not a curated record. NCBI's taxonomy places the organism in Eukaryota, Metazoa, Chordata, Leptocardii, Amphioxiformes, Branchiostomatidae. The coding region runs from base 244 to 1398 and encodes 384 amino acids.